This is a messenger RNA of Sphenostylis stenocarpa, 345 nucleotides long. NCBI's taxonomy places the organism in Eukaryota, Viridiplantae, Streptophyta, Magnoliopsida, Fabales, Fabaceae. The record is from the annotation of a GenBank genome assembly.
AUGAGUAGAAGAGUUAACACAAACCAUAACAUGCAAAACAAAGAAUUUGAUGCACAAGCUUGCUUCCAUCCCAUGUGCUCUUGGCUGUGUUCUGUGACUGUGUGCAAGCGUCCACUACACAGUAAGCUCUUGCACGUGCUGGCUGCUGUUCCUGUACGACACCACUGUAUUCCUUUGUACCAAGUGAAGAUUCCCAUCCUUAAAUCAUCGGUCCCACUCUCUGCUUCUUUUCACGUGAGAAUUUUGAUGCGUUUGCCAAGGUUCAAAAUUUCGGUUACUGAUAGAUUAAGCACUUACUUAGGAUCCGUGGUGAGUUGUGAGAGUGGGAAAAAUAUUCUUGUGUAG